Messenger RNA from Mauremys mutica (yellowpond turtle), 6029 nucleotides. It is a transcript of the gene SOCS5, whose product is annotated as suppressor of cytokine signaling 5. Gene Ontology annotation, cellular component: phosphatidylinositol 3-kinase complex. Gene Ontology annotation, biological process: positive regulation of proteasomal ubiquitin-dependent protein catabolic process; phosphatidylinositol phosphate biosynthetic process; intracellular signal transduction. NCBI's taxonomy places the organism in Eukaryota, Metazoa, Chordata, Testudines, Geoemydidae. Gene Ontology annotation, molecular function: 1-phosphatidylinositol-3-kinase regulator activity. The transcript has 2 exons. Bases 223 to 1833 code for a protein of 536 amino acids. The record is from RefSeq and is a predicted model, not a curated record.
GUACAGGUCCCCUGUGAUUGGCUGCGGCGUUGUCACUCCCCCGUCCUUCUCCGCCCGGGCAGCUAUUUUCCAUUCGGUGGGGGUUCUGGCCGGGGCUGCGCCGUCCCUGCGAGGCAGCGGGAGCCGGGUGGGCCCGGGAGCAGAUGAUGCUGGGGCCCCGGGAGGAGCCGGGACGGGGCUGAGAUGCGCCGGCCCCGCCGCAGCUGAACGGUAACAUAAUCCAUGGAUCAAGUGGGAAAGAUGUGGAACAACUUCAAAUACAGAUGCCAGAAUCUCUUCAAUCAUGAAGGUGGAAACCGAAAUGAAAACAUAGAUGUAGACUCCACUCGAUGUUCAUCUGUUAAAGACAGAAGUAUCCAUGUACCCGAUUUGGCUCCGCAGCAACCAAGCAGCCCUUUAAGAGAGAACAUUGCCUUACAACUGGGUUUAAGUCCUUCAAAGAAUUCAGUGAGGAGAAAUCAGAAUUGUGUCACUGACAUCCCUCAGAUUGUUGAAAUAAGCAUUGAGAAAGAUAAUGACUCGUGUGUUGCCACAGGAACGAGACUUGCACAAAGGGAUUCCUACUCUCGGCAUGCUCCUUGGGGUGGGAAGAAGAAACAUUCCUGUUCUACGAAAACCCAAAGCUCCUUGGAUAACGAUAAAAGAUUUGGUCGAACACGAAGCGGCUUGCAAAGGCGGGAGCGAAGAUACGGUGUGAGCUCCGUUCAUGAUACGGACAGCGUAUCAAACAGGACUGUAGGUAGCCGUACUCUGCGACAGCGGCUUCAGGAUACCGUUGGGUUAUGUUUUCCCAUGAGAACUUAUAGCAAACAGUCCAAACCUCUCUUUUCUAAUAAAAGAAAGAUUCAUCUCUCUGAAUUAAUGCUUGAGAAAUGUCCUUUCCCUGCUGGAUCUGAUCUUGCCCAAAAGUGGCAUCUGAUUAAGCAACAUACAGCUCCUGUGAGCCCUCAUUCAACUUUUUUUGAUACAUUUGAUCCUUCCUUGAUUUCUGCAGAAGAUGAAGAAGACCGACUUAGAGAGAGACGUAGGCUUAGUAUUGAAGAAGGGGUUGAUCCCCCUCCUAAUGCCCAAAUACAUACUUUUGAAGCUACAGCACAGGUUAAUCCAUUAUAUAAACUGGGACCAAAGUUAGCCCCGGGUAUGACUGAGCUGACUGGGGACAAUAGUGCAACACUACAGGGAAACUGUGAUUCUGAAGAGGACACAACAACCCUCUGCUUGCAGUCACGCAGGCAAAAGCAACGUCAGGUGUCUGGAGAGAGCCAUGGCCAUAGCAGCAGACAAGGGGCUUGGAAAGUACAUACUCAGAUUGAUUACAUACACUGCCUUGUGCCAGACUUACUUCAAAUAACAGGUAACCCAUGUUAUUGGGGUGUGAUGGACCGUUAUGAGGCAGAGGCACUUCUGGAAGGCAAACCUGAAGGCACUUUUUUGCUCAGGGAUUCUGCACAAGAGGACUACCUCUUCUCUGUGAGCUUCCGUCGUUACAACAGAUCCCUCCAUGCACGUAUUGAGCAAUGGAAUCACAAUUUUAGUUUUGAUGCUCAUGAUCCCUGUGUAUUUCACUCCUCCACUGUUACAGGACUUCUAGAACACUAUAAAGACCCUAGUUCUUGCAUGUUUUUUGAACCAUUACUUACUGUAUCUCUGAACAGGACUUUUCCUUUUAGUCUGCAGUAUAUCUGCCGGGCAGUAAUCUGCAGGUGCACUACGUAUGAUGGAAUUGAUGGCCUCCCUUUACCAUCAAUGUUGCAAGACUUUCUAAAGGAAUAUCACUAUAAACAAAAAGUCAGGGUGCGAUGGUUGGAACGGGAACCUAUUAAGACAAAGUAAACAGAAUCUAGAGUCCCCAGUAGGCUUACUAGGUUAUGCAUAUUUUUUUUGUGCAUUAGUUUAACUCAGCAAGCACAUCAGCUUUUUUGCAAUACCGUAUUUAAUCUCGAUGUUUAGUAUCAUGUCAGAUGCUGUCUGCUGUUACAUAAAUCAAGUUGUGAUGCCUCUUGAAAUAAUAAGCAGAGACAAAGCGACGUGUUUUUCAUUAAGACGUACGUAAAAAUCAUUUGCUAACUUCUAAAUGUUUUCCUUUUCCUUUUUUGUAGCUGUAGUAAUUGGGUGAAGCAACUAUGGGGCAUUUCAUCUAAUGCUAAAGAACAAAAAUAAUUUUUUUUUAUUGGUUGAACAUUUUAAUGAUUUGAGUAAUGUUAAAAAAUUUUCAACAAAAUCUUUCCUCCUUUUGAAAAGUUUAAUUAUUCCUUUCAAACAAGUUUCCAAAUGUUAAUAAAUAAAACAUUUCAAAAUGCAUUUUUUUUUUUAGCAGCAUGGGAAUCCUGUGUUCCAUUAAGAGGUUUUUUUUAUACUAAAAAUCAAUCAUAGUUAGUGCACCAGGUUUCCUAAAGAUGAGGGCUUGAAUAUGUCUGAUCAGAAGUGGACUUCUAUUUAAAACAUUCAUGGGUUUAAGUGAUAUUAUUAGCAAGAUUAAUACUAUCUUGGACCGACAGUUAAAUACCUGCUAUUUGAAAUUUUAAAAAAAUGAAAACUUGCUUGAAUUUGAUUGUUGCCAUUAGUUAACCAGUCUGUAAACUUUGCUAAAAACUAAAUAUAAGAAUUAGUGACCUGACAGCUACCUGUCACAGUUGCAAAUGAUGAUGAGAAAUGUUAAUUUAAAACACUAUUUAACAUUGUUUAUGCUGAAAGUGUUCAUAGCUGAAUUAUAACUUAAAUACCAUUUCUAAAAAAAUAAAUAGCAUGUUUCAAAGGUACUAUUUUUAUUCGUAAAUAACAUUUUUCCAUUUAGCAUCUUUUUGUGAUAUUUAGACUAUGUGCUGAUACCGUUCAAACAAACUACUUGGAAUUGAAAUUCUAAGUUUGAUUCCAUUAUUUAAUAUUGGACUGAAGUUUCCAAUAUUAAAUAAGUGAAUCAAACUUAUUUUAAUCAAACUGUUUCCAACUGUUCUGUCCUUGACAUUUUUGCACUAAAAUGGUUUUGGAAUCUCCAGUCACCUUUUUAAAUGUAUUUUGUACCACUUAAGUGCUCCCUAGUUUCUUUAUCAGCUGCUACAGUAUGUUGUUACUUCUCUAUGGCAGUGACUGUGAGAGUUAGGAAACCUUUUGGCUGCAAAUACAAGAAUUUUCUUGUAUGCAACACUAACCCUUCUAUCAGUGUAUUUUUCUGCUUGCUGUGCCUUGUUAUGGCUUUUUUUGUGCUAAUAAAGUACAGUAUGUUCAGUGUUAUACUUGUAUAUCUGAUCUGUUUUAUAUUUGCAUAGCUUCUCUUGUAGUAGUUAACUGAAUUUUUUUAAUAGCCUUUACCUAGUACAUAUUGUAGAUGAUGCACAAGUACGUGCAGUUAAAUAUUGGUUCAUCUUUGACUCUGUUAGGUGACUUUUCAGAAUCCUAACAAUGUUUCUAUAGUCACUGCAAAAUAAUAGACUGGCUGCAGUUCAAGUAUUUACAACAUAAAAGAUAAGUGAUAGAAAAACAAGUUUUUUUUUCAGAAGUGUUAUUGAUCCCCUGUAGUAGUUGCAGAUGCUGUCUCAGCCAAUUAUAGUUGAUUACUAAAUUAACUGAAUAUUCUGAUAUUCCUCGCUAAAUCAGGAAUAGCUAUUGAGUGCUGCAAAUUGACAGUACAUCAGUAUCACCGAGACCACUUUUUGAUAAACGCACAUACAUACAAAAUGCCCUAACCAUAUUUUUACCAAAGAAUGCUGUUAAUGUCUUCAUUUCUUCAGCAAAGUUAGGGUGGAGGAUAUGAUUUCUGUUGUAUCAAAUAUUUAUCCCCAACUAAGAUUAAACCAAAGUAUUUGAGAACUUCAUCUGAACUUGUUAAAGUAUUGUAUGCAAUUACGUUGAUGGAGCAUAAAAAUUGUGUACUAGUAAGUUCAUCGUUUUUGUGAAUUGACAAUGCACAUGCAAAUAGAUAAGAAAAUGAUUAAAACAGUUUUGUAAUGACUGAAAGAAUGCUACGUAAAAUCAUAUUGAAAGGAGCUAAUUUGAAAUACCCAGAAAGUACUUUAAAAUGUGUUUAUGCUUGUGGAAAACUGUUCCCAUUAUGCAUUUUUUGUAGUAGCUAAUAUGCUUUCAUAUGUUAAACUUCAACUGUUAAAAUGAAACUUUGUUUGAACAUGUAAAUACUUCUCACUAAGGUUAUGUAAGCAUGUGUACAAAUGUGCUAAGUCACUUACGUUCUGAGUCGUGUGUAUCAAUGAAUAUGCAACUUUUGGUUUAAAAUCUGCUCUAAGACUAACUGCUUACAUUAAACAAAAAAUCACCAGCAUGAAAUUUCACCCAAGUGUACCUUCACUGUGUCUCUCUGUAUUCCCUCAUUUGGGUUUAGAUUCCAGAUGAGCUUACUUUAUAGUUCUUGUAAUAAUAGAGUUCUAAUGUUAAGUCCCAUCCAAGUUUUGUUCCAAAAUAGGGACCUGGUCUUUGCUUUAUAUCUACUGCAGUCUAUACAUGCUGUGAAUUUUAAAAACUAACAUUGGAAAACUUGUCCUUACGUUUGUGUAAACAGUUGUUAGUGCUACCUGCAUGGACACGAUUUAUUGCGCCCCUUCUCUCCCCUCCCCCCCAAUAAAUCAUAUUAGAGUGAGGGUUUUUUAAAGUACAGAAUGGUUUAUUUUACUGGAAAUAAAUGGCAGAGUUAUUUCCAAACCUGAAGUUUCUAAAACAAUCUUCAAAAUUAAACUUGAUUUUAAGCGUUACAGUAGAUUUAACUAUUAACUAUGCUCUGAAAAGUAGUCAUGUUUCAAAUUUUUCAGUAACAUUGAGUUCCUUUAUUUUCAUUAUAAAGGGGCAAAACAUUUGAUGCAUUGAAUGCUACAAAAUUAGGCUGACUUUGUAGCUGACAAGUUAAAUUAAAACGUAAGGAUAAAAGUGCCUACUUGAUCUUUAACUUUCUGGAUUUUGUUUUUAUAACUUUUUAAAAUUUCCCUCUUUAAAGAUGUGCACAACCUACUUCUGUAACAUUAAAGAACAUCUUUCUUUAGGUUAAUAACAUGCCCUGGCAUAAUUUCAGUCUUAUUGGGCAGAUAUGUAUUUGGGCCUCAAUUCUGUAAAAAGAUCCGCGCCUCUGAGACUAGUUGAAGGAUUCAUCCGUGGGGUUUGCUUCUUAGGAUCUUGGCCAUAGUUGAAAAAGAACAUGAUAAUGAAGCAUUAGUGAAAAUCUUUGAACAUUUAAGAAGAAUUCAGAGUGUGUAAAAUAUAUUUGUCACAAUUCUUCAAUUAUGUAAAUUGGAAUACUUUUAAUGAGAUUAGCAUGUCUAACGUUUGAGAGAUGGAAAUUUUAUAGUGAACACCACAGUGGUUACAUAUAUAGAAUAUAUAACAUUUCUUAUGAAAGAUUGUUCCCUCUGUUUAGCAACAAUGUCUAUUAAACAGAAAUAUAUUAGCUGGCCUUCAUGUUACACAAUGUCAAUGGAUAUGUCUACACUGCAACUAGACUCCCACAGCUGGCCUGUGCCAGCCAGCUCAGGCUGCAGGGCUAUUCCACUGCUGUGUAGAUUUCCAGGCUCAGGUUGGAGCCAGGUCUUGCAGGGUCCUAGAGCACAGGCUCCAGCCCGAGCCGGGAAGUCCACACAACAGUGAAACAAACCUGCAGCCCAUGCCUGAGUCAGUUGGGAUCGGCCAGCCGUGGGUGUUCAGUGGCUGUGUAGACCUACCCAAAGUGGAUAAUUGCUUGCCGAAUAUCAUUGCAGUCAGAACUUUCAUGGCAAAAAUAGUAUUUAAACAAUUUUAAUUGUUCUGGUGUUUAGAUUAUGUAUAACUUUCAGAUUGACUUUCCAUGAAGAACUCCUGAAAAUACUCUUCUUGUAGAAAAUAUGGGACAAAGUGCUUCUAUCAGAAGAAACUCCUUUUAGAACUUUUUUUUAAAGAUGACUUGCUGAUCAUGUUUUGAAAUUAAUGUGCUUUAAACUCCAGUCAUGUAUAUUUGAAGUGUUCCUAUUACAUGUUUCAUGAUAACAGGUAAUGUUGCAUAUUUUUAUUGUUUGUUGCAUUAAGUUUUGAAUUAAACAUUUCAAUGUUUCCUCCCA